ACCUGCAGAAGCAGGAACUGUGGACGUGUCAUCGGUGCUGAUGCCGUGGUCGGUUAGGACCAGAUCGCGAGGAGCGCGGCGAGCUGGGGACAAAUGAGAGCGCCUGCGAGUAGGUCCCGCGCUGCGCCGACAGGGCGGUGCGUGGCGAGGCGGCGGAGGAGAGCGACGGACUGCUUCGGGAGCGGGAUGGUGGGACAGUGGGUGCCAACUUCAGCGCGAGCGAGACGGCGGCGGUGACAUUUUCGUCCACUGCGGCGUGGAUGGCGGCCGAUAGCUCCAGAUGCGUGGGAAUGAGCCUCUUCAUGGCCGGCGGCGGCGGCGGGUGGACUCGGAUUCGUGGAGGAGGACGAGCGCGCAUGCUUGCGGCGGCGGCUGUCGCCCCUUCCUGUGUUCUGGGCUUCUGGCUCCGCUGAUACUGCCCCGGUGUUGGGCCCAGAAACGGGCUUCCAAGUUCCAAGCGGGCCGUACCGGAAUUUUGUCCUGGACGGGAACGCGCGAGGUGAGUGCGGGUUCCGACCCAGCAAACUUCGUUCGCGUCGACCACAUCACAUCAACCUGCUCCCAUAAUCUCCGGGCUCCUGGACAGGGGCAGUGCGAUCAGGAGGAGUUGCGAUGGUGAAGGACACCGCGUACUACGACACCCUGGGGGUCAGCACUGCCGCCUCCGCGGCAGAGAUCAAGAAGGCUUAUUACCUCAAGGCCAAGUUGGUUCACCCGGACAAGAAUUCCGGGAACCCUGAUGCCGCGCGGAAGUUUCAGGAAUUAGGUGAGGCCUAUCAAGUUCUAAGUGACCCUGUAAAGAAGGAUUCUUAUGAUAAGCAUGGAAAGGAAGAACAAACCAAGUUUUUAAGGAAAAUCCAAUUGCCACGAAGAGUGAAAUUUAACUUUGAUAACAUGAUUGAUCCAACUGCUGUCUUUGGGAUGCUCUUUGGGAGUGACUAUUUUGAAGAUUAUGUUGGCCAGCUUGCACUGGCAUCCGUAGCUUCUGUAGAGACAGAGGAAGAUUCAGAUAGUCCAGAGGCAAGUGCAAGGAUUCAAGAGAAAAUAAAGGAAUUGCAAACCGAAAGAGAGCAAAAACUUAUUCAGAGCCUUAAGUUUAGAAUUCAACCAUACGUUGACAGAAGGCAUAAGGAAUUUGGUGAUUGGGCAAGUGCAGAAGCUCAACGUUUAUCUGAAGCCGCUUUCGGUGAGGCUAUGCUUCACACUAUUGGCUACAUUUAUGUUCGACAAGCAGCAAGAGAACUUGGAAAAAGUAGAAUGUAUAUGGGCGUGCCAUUCAUAGCUGAGUGGGUUAGGGACAAGGGGCACCACGUAAAGUCACAGGUUAACGCAGCUGCAGGUGCCAUUGCUCUGAUACAAUUGCAAGAAGGGAUGAAAAAAAUUGAGGACGGAGACAACAAGGAAGAGCAGAUUAUGAAGAGCAUCGAGGAGAAAAAGGACGCAAUGCUCAGUUCCUUGUGGAAAAUUAAUGUGGUUGAUAUCGAAUCAACACUUUGGCGUGUCUGCCGAGCAUUCUUGAGAGAGAAUAAUGUCUCCAAAGAUGUUCUGAUGUUGCGCACAAAAGGAUUGAAAAAGCUGGGGUCAAUAUUCCAAGGUGCAAAAUCACACUACCAGCGGGAAAACAGCCUGCGUGUUGAAAGCGGCACGUCAGAAGCAGCACCGUCUCCCUGAUCAAGACGACCAUGUACAUGCCACCGCACCACUCAGCUGAGGCUUCCCCGCGCGAAGCACAAAGAGGAGUCUACUGUCCACGGCUAUUUCUUAGUGAGAUAGGAUAUGAAUAAACGCAAGGCAUCGGACUUCUCCCUGUUGAUCCGAUCAGAAUAUCAGCAAUUUUUAGAUGGUUGCGAUCUGAUGGGAUUCGAACUGUUGUACUCCAACAUAAAAUGCGAACAAUCAACGGGGGUCUCCCAGACCGGGCCAAAA
This is a messenger RNA of Brachypodium distachyon (stiff brome), 1926 nucleotides long. Its product is annotated as chaperone protein dnaJ 10. The coding region runs from base 613 to 1671 and encodes 352 amino acids. Lineage: Eukaryota; Viridiplantae; Streptophyta; Magnoliopsida; Poales; Poaceae. The transcript is spliced from 11 exons. The record is from RefSeq and is a predicted model, not a curated record.